AUGUCUUCACUUUCAGAAUAUGCCUUGCAUGUGUCUCCUCUGAGUGCCCGCCUAUUUGGUGAAGUUGACAGGCUUACUGAUUCCAAGUCCAAUAAAGUGUUGAAACUGUUUAGUGAACAGCCUUUGGCAAAGAGGAAGGAGACUUACAACUGGUAUCCAAAUCACAACACUUAUCUUGCACCCAUGGGAACACUCCAAUUUCUCGGCCUCUCUAGAGAUGAGCAUCAGGAUUUUAGAGAUGAGCAAAUGCAUCUAAAGAACCUUCAUGGAAAGGGGAAACCAAGGAAAGGAAAAGAGAAAAGAGCAGCAAAAAAGAAAUAGUGUUGGUCCAUCAAGA
Molecule: messenger RNA, 337 nt
Organism: Lemur catta (Ring-tailed lemur)
Lineage: Eukaryota; Metazoa; Chordata; Mammalia; Primates; Lemuridae
Product: 28S ribosomal protein S33, mitochondrial-like
Exons: 1
Coding region: 1-321 (106 amino acids)
Cellular component (GO): mitochondrion
Source: RefSeq, a predicted model, not a curated record